Molecule: messenger RNA, 789 nt
Organism: Cavenderia fasciculata
Lineage: Eukaryota; Evosea; Eumycetozoa; Acytosteliales; Cavenderiaceae
Exons: 3
Coding region: 1-789 (262 amino acids)
Biological process (GO): regulation of DNA-templated transcription
Source: RefSeq, a predicted model, not a curated record
AUGGUGAAAAAGGUAAAAGGAAGAUUUGAAAGAUCGAUUGUUGUAGGUUCAAUUUCACAUUGGUUGGGAAAGAAAGCCGACGGACAUACACAUACACAUAAAUGGACUGCUUAUUUAAGAGGAUUGAAUAAUGAAGAUCUACCAUUCAUUAAAAAGGUUGUCUUUCAUUUACAUGCAAGUUUCAAGAAUCCAAAUAGAACUGUCGAAGUACCGCCAUAUGAAAUGAGUGAAACUGGAUGGGGAGAGUUUGAUCUAGGAGUAACGAUAUACUUUACGGAUCCAAAUGAAAAGCCACUUGACCUAUUCCACCUUCUUCGAUUACAUCCUCCCGAUGGUAUUAAAACAAAACAACCAGUUGUAUCAGAGACACUCGAUGUAGUUGUCUUUCACGAUCCAACAGAAGCAUUCUACAAUCUAGUUAAACUACCAGAUAAAAGACCAGAAUCAAAUGCUUCUAAAAAAUUAACUGAACAAUCAUUAACAUUACAAGAACAAACAGAGAUUAAUAAAAUAGUGGAUGGAAGAACUAAAGUAUUGGCAGACAUUGCUAAAUAUCGAGAUUCAUGUAAACAAACAGAAGGAGAGGUAAAUACAACGCUUCAAGCAAUACAACAACUAGAGAAACAAAAGAUACUUUAUAAAAAGAAAUUGGAAAAGUAUCAAAAACAACAACAACAACAACAACAACAACAGUCAAUUGUAAAUAAUAGUAGUGAAACUGCGAAUAAUAAUAUAACCUCUACAUCCACACCUGCCUCCACCUCUACUACAAUGGACAUAGAUAAAUAA